AUGAUUAAUUGGCUUGUGGAGAAUAGUCUUGGUUUGUUUCCGCCUGUUCUAUUGAGGCACCCAAGAAAAAUGGAAAAGGAAAGGAAGGUUUUCCUGAACAAUACAAAGGAAUGUUCGGUGUCCUAUAUGGUAUCCAUUGUGCCCAGAGUUGGGAAGCCACAACCUGCUACCCUACUAGUGAGAGGAUACCAUUGGAAUGAUGGAGUUAGAUCUGGAAUAAACUUUUCGUCUGCCCUGGAAGCAGGCGAUUGCUAUUCUAUUAGAGAAGUACAGAAAACUAGAAUGACAAACUUUUCGUGCCAUGAUAAGACUGUUCUCUAUAUGUUUAUUGUAGAUAUGGAUGGAAAAGCUUCUGUGUAUCACGCUCAUUUUAGUGGAUGCCAUUCUCUUAGAGAUUCCAAAGUGCCUUUGUAUAGGAUCGAGCUAUUCCAUGAGGACGGAUUCUACAGAAUGGACAGGGAACCUUCUCACGAUCUAGUACUCAAGUCCAUAAAUAUCAAAAGUAAGAGCAAAGGUCUUCUUCAUUAUUAUUGGGGCUUCUCAAGCGAUGUAGGAAGACGGUCUAAACAUGUUCUCAAUUUUGAAAUUGAAGGGGAAAAGUAUUGUGUGUAUGGUUUUUGUUGUGUUUUCUGUAUUAAGGAGUUUGAAUCUAUUGACUCUCUGGUGUUCCAUAUUAGCCGCAUACACUCUGGAUAUGAAUGCAUACAGAAAGAAAAGUCUCUUUACCUUAAGAAAUCCGAGGCAGAAGCCCCGGAAGCCUCUAGAACCUUGACUUAUCUUUCCAGAAGAUAUAGAAGAAAAGGACUAGAAUCAAGAAAAGAUCCAACGGACCAGAAAACAUCUGAGAGUUUUGCCGCCGGAGUCUGGUCGAUAGAUACCCUUUCAACCCUGAUAAAUAGAAACAUAGAAUCAGAGUCAGAACUUCCAGAGAAUUCCCUUGCUUUGAUGAAAAAGUGGAACACCCUUACUCUACAUGGAAACGUAUUCAUGGAUGAUAUAGCUAAGUUUGUUAGGCAAGAAAGGAAAAGUCCCUCAGUAGUAGACUUACUUCUUGUCUUGUACCAUAAAUCUGUUAUAAAUCCAAAAGAACUUACAGAACUCAUUUAUUCCUUGCUAGAAAAAGACCUAGACGAAUCUAAGACUUAA
Molecule: messenger RNA, 1146 nt
Organism: Encephalitozoon intestinalis ATCC 50506
Lineage: Eukaryota; Fungi; Microsporidia; Unikaryonidae
Exons: 1
Coding region: 1-1146 (381 amino acids)
Source: RefSeq, a predicted model, not a curated record